AUGUUGGUUUUGGCGGCGAGAAAUGUGGGAGCGAAGAGUUUUGUGAGAGGUGAGAUUUUUGGGGAAUUUAGGGCUGAAAAUAUCCUUAAAAUCGAAAAUUUCGGUUGAAAAAUGUUUUUUUUACAUUGAAAGAUCAAUUCACCAAAAGUCGAGAAAAAAAUUAGUUUUUCAGUCAAAAAUGAUGACAAAUCAAGAUUUUUGAAGCUUCUGAAGUGAUUUCUGAUGAAAAUUGACCUUCAGACGUUUUUGCUGAUUUUUUGUAAAAUAAAAAAUUUCAAAUUUUGAUGAAAAUAAGUUUCGAGAACUCUAUUUUAUCGAUUUUUCGAAAUUUUUCAUUUUACGAAAAAUCAGCAAAAACUUCUGAAGGUCAAUUUUCAUCAGAAAUCACUCCAGAAGCUUCGAAAAUCUCGAUUCGUCAUCAUUUUUGGCUGAAAAACUCGAAAAACUAAUUUUUCGUGAAUUCAAUCAGCCCUACUGGUUUUCAACCAAAAUUUGAAUAAAAAAGUCUCCCGCCAACCAAUUUUAUCCAUAGAGCACUGUUGCUCAUUCCAGGUCUCUCCUCCUCGUUCUACCAAGACGCCUUCAAUUUAUCCGAUCAAUUGACCGAAGAUGAGCGAUCGCUCAUGUUAUCAGCCCGUGAAUAUUGUCAAAAAUCCCUGUUGCCACGUGUCACUGAAGCGUACCGAAGUGAAAAAUUCGACGCAACUUUGAUCCCGGAAAUGGGAAGUAUGGGUCUAUUGGGAGCGCCGUAUCAGGGAUUUGGUUGUGCUGGAACAUCCAGUGUUGGAUAUGGAUUGAUUGCACGGGAAGUUGAGAGAGUUGAUUCGGGAUAUCGGAGUACGAUGAGUGUGCAGACGAGUCUUGUUAUUGGGCCGAUUUAUAAUUAUGGAAGUGAAGAGCAAAAAGAGAGAUUUAUACCGGGUUUGGCGAGUGGCAAAUUGAUUGGAUGUUUUGGAUUGACUGAACCUAAUCAUGGAAGUAAUCCUGGAGGAAUGGAGACUAAAGCGAGGUGAGAAAUUUAUCAAUGGGGCGCGUUUGGUAAAUUUUAAAAAUUUUAAAUUUAUUGCAAAGUUUUUAAUUUAUCAACAGAGCGCAGUUGUUCAUUUUGGAAAGAAUGAUGUUUUUUAUUUUAUCAAUGGAGUGCGUUUGCUGAAUUUUAAAAUUUCGGAAAAAUUUGAAUUUUUAUGUGAAUUUUGAUAAUUAUCGCUCUUGUCAAAUUACUGAAAUUUUGAAUUUAUUGAACAUUUUGAUAAUUAUCAAUAGGGUGCAAUUGCUAAAUUUGAAAAAAUAAUGUUUUAAUUUUUUUUUCCAGUAUGGCUUCUUCGUCAAAAUUUGAAUUUAUUACAAAAAAAAUUUGAAAAUUUAUCAAUGGAGCGCUCUUGUCAAAUUUCUGAAAAAAAUUGAAUUUAUUGCACAUUUUGAAAUUUAUCAAUAGGGCGCAGUUGUAAUUUAUCAAUAGGGCGCAAUUGGAAAAAAAUAGAAAAUUUUUAACUUAACUUUAUUCCGCGAUUUCUUGAAGCCUCAAAUUUUAUUUUUGAAUUUAUUGAAAAUUUUUAAAUUUAUCAAUAGAGCGCAGUUGUAAAAAAAUCAUUUUUCUUUGUUUUUCGGUCCAAAAAAUUAAUUUUCCAGCUACGAUGAAACCUCAAAAAUGUACAAAUUAAACGGCACAAAAACGUGGAUUUCAAACAGUCCCGUGGCAGAUGUAAUGAUUGUUUGGGCUCGAAGUGCAAAACACAACAACAAAAUCAGAGGAUUCAUUUUGGAAAAAGGAAUGAAAGGCCUAACAACUCCAAAAAUCGAGGGAAAAUUGUCAUUGCGUGCAAGUAUAACUGGACAAAUUGCAAUGGACGAUGUUCUGGUGCCAGAAGAGAAUUUAUUGCCAAAUGCGGAAGGAUUGGCUGGACCAUUUGGAUGUUUGAAUAAUGCGAGACUUGGAAUCGCUUGGGGUGCACUUGGAGCAGCUGAGGAGUGCUUUCAUUUGGCUAGAAAAUAUACGCUAGAAAGGUAAGGGAAACAUCGAUAUUUUCGUGCUGAGUUUGUUGAGCAUUAAUUGAGUAUUGUCCAAAGAAAAUUAUAUUUUUCUGAUCAAAUUUUUUUUUGUUCAAAAAUUUGUAAAUCUGGAAAGGUCUUCCAGUUUUACAAAUCCAUCAUUAUCGAGCCAAAUUUCAUGAUUUUAGGCUUAAAAUGAUUGAAAUUCAUUAAGUGAGCAUUAAUUGAGUAUUGUCCAAAGAAAAUUAUAUUUUUCUGAUCAAAUUUUUUUUUGUUCAAAAAUUUGUAAAUCUGGAAGGUCUUCCAGUUUUACAAAUCCAUUAUUAUCGAGCCAAAUUUCAUGAUUUUAGGCUUAAAAUGAUUGAAAUUCAUUUGUUGAGCAAUUAUUAAGUAUUGUCCAAAGAAAAUUAUAUUUUUUUGAUCAAUUUUUUUUGUUCAAAAAUUUGUAAAUCUGGAAGCUCUUCCAGUUUUACAAAUGUAUAAUUAUCGAGCCAAAUUUCAAGAUUUUAGGCUUAAAAUGAUUGAAAUUCAUUAAGUGAGCAUUAAUUGAGUAUUGUCUAAUAAAAAUUAUAUUUUUCUGAUCAACUUUUUUUUUUGGUCAAAAAUUUGUAAAUCUGGAAGCUCUUCCAGUUUUACAAAUCCAUAAUUAUCGAACCAAAUUUCAAGAUUUUAGGCUUAAAAUGAUUGAAAUUCAUUUAGUGAGCAUUAAUUGAGUAUUGUCUAUAGAAAAUUAUAUUUUUUUGAUCAACUUUUUUUUUUGGUCGAAAAUUUGUAAAUCUGGAAGAGCUUCCAGUUUUACAAAUCUACUAGGGGCUGUUAGCCCCCAGGCGUAACAGUCUUCUCAUUUAUUUCCGUUUCACUUUUUUCUGUGAUUAUUGUCCACAGAACAUUGACUCACAAUCAAAUUUAUAGAAAAUUUCAAAUUUUUUUAUCAAAAAAUGAUUCGUGGCAAAAUCAGGAAGGCUUCCUAAUUUUUCUAAUGGGACGAUGCGCGAAGAAAAAAAACGUCAAAAAACGUGUUUCGAAACAUAAAAAUACAAUGCACGAAAUGACGCAAAACGUAGCGAAACUCGAGUUUUUCGACAUUGAAAUGUCGCGAAACAAGUAUUAUUUUUCUCAAAAUGUGGAAAAAAUAUAGAUUGUUUUUGUAGAAAAAACAUAUCAGGGGUUGAAAAAGGAUAUUAAUUUACGAAAAUUGGCAAUAAAAACUUCUGAAAAGGAAUCUUCGUCAAAUGAAAAUAUUAUAUGUGAAAUGCAUUUGCCACGUCUCAUGUUCCCGGAGAAAAUAGUGGUGAAAACCGUUAUAAACAAGUAAAAACAUUGUAAGAUCCGAUCUCCAGUGUCUGUGGUUUCAGUACGAUACAAAAAAACAUGCUUGUUUCGCGACAUUUCAAUUUCGAAAAACUCGAGUUUCGCGACGUUUUGCGACAUUUCGUGCAUUGUAUUUUUAUGUUUCAAAACACGUUUUUUGACGUUUUUUUCUUCGCGCAUCGUCCCAUAAAAAAAUUUUUCUUGAAAAAAACUCGGGCCGAUUUUUUUUUGAAAAAACUCGGGCCGAUUUUAUUUUGAAAAAACUCGGGCCGAUUUUUCUUGAAAAAACUCGGGCCGAUUUUUUUUUGAAAAACUCGGGCCGAUUUUUUUUUUACAUUUUUGGAUUAUUCCAAAUCUGUAACUUUUUUUUGAAAAAUCUCGGGCCGAUUUUUUCUUGAAAAAACUCGGGCCGAUUUUUUUUUGAAAAAACUCGGGCCGAUUUUAUUUUGAAAAAACUCGGGCCGAUUUUUCUUGAAAAAACUCGGGCCGAUUUUUUUUUGAAAAACUCGGGCCGAUUUUUUUUACAUUUUUGGAUUAUUCCAAAUCUGUAACUUUUUUUGAAAAAACUCGGGCCGAUUUUUUUGAAAAAACUCGGGCCGAUUUUUUUUUGAAAAACUCGGGCCGAUUUUUUUUUUACAUUUUUGGAUUAUUCCAAAUCUGUAACUUUUUUUUGAAAAAUCUCGGGCCGAUUUUUUUUUGAAAAAACUCGGGCCGAUUUUUAUUUUGAAAAAACUCGGGCCGAUUUUUCUUGAAAAAACUCGGGCCGAUUUUUUUUUUGAAAAACUCGGGCCGAUUUUUUUUUUUACAUUUUUGGAUUAUUCCAAAUCUGUAACUUUUUUUGAAAAAACUCGGGCCGAUUUUUUUGAAAAAACUCGGGCCGAUUUUAUUUUGAAAAAACUCGGGCCGAUUUUUUCUUGAAAAAACUCGGGCCGAUUUUUUGAAAAACUCGGGCCGAUUUUUUUUUUGAAAAACUCGGGCCGAUUUUUUUUUGAAAAACUCGGGCCGAUUUUUUUUUUGAAAAACUCGGGCCGAUUUUUUUUUUGAAAAACUCGGGCCGAUUUUUUUUUGAAAAACUCGGGCCGAUUUUUUUUACAUUUUUGGAUUAUUCCAAAUCUGUAACUUUUUUUUUUGAAAAACUCGGGCCGAUUUUUUUUUUGAAAAACUCGGGCCGAUUUUUUUUUGAAAAACUCGGGCCGAUUUUUUUUUUGAAAAACUCGGGCCGAUUUUUUUUUUUUGAAAAACUCGGGCCGAUUUUUUUUACAUUUUUGGAUUAUUCCAAAUCUGUAACUUUUUUUUUUGAAAAACUCGGGCCGAUUUUAUUUUGAAAAAACUCGGGCCGAUUUUAUUUUGAAAAAAACUCGGGCCGAUUUUUUUUUUGAAAAACUCGGGCCGAUUUUUUUUUGAAAAACUCGGGCCGAUUUUUUUUACAUUUUUGGAUUAUUCCAAAUCUGUAACUUUUUUUUUGAAAAAUCUCGGGCCGAUUUUUUCUUGAAAAAACUCGGGCCGAUUUUUUUUUGAAAAAACUCGGGCCGAUUUUAUUUUGAAAAAACUCGGGCCGAUUUUUCUUGAAAAAACUCGGGCCGAUUUUUUUUUUGAAAAACUCGGGCCGAUUUUUUUUUACAUUUUUGGAUUAUUCCAAAUCUGUAACUUUUUUUGAAAAAUCUCGGGCCGAUUUUUCUUGAAAAAACUCGGGCCGAUUUUUUUUUGAAAAAACUCGGGCCGAUUUUAUUUUGAAAAAACUCGGGCCGAUUUUUUCUUGAAAAAACUCGGGCCGAUUUUUUUGAAAAACUCGGGCCGAUUUUUUUUUUACAUUUUUGGAUUAUUCCAAAUCUGUAACUUUUUUUUGAAAAAACUCGGGCCGAUUUUUUUUGAAAAAACUCGGGCCGAUUUUUUUUUGAAAAACUCGGGCCGAUUUUUUUUUUACAUUUUUGGAUUAUUCCAAAUCUGUAACUUUUUUUUUUGAAAAAUCUCGGGCCGAUUUUUUUUUGAAAAAACUCGGGCCGAUUUUAUUUUGAAAAAACUCGGGCCGAUUUUUCUUGAAAAAACUCGGGCCGAUUUUUUUUUUGAAAAACUCGGGCCGAUUUUUUUUUUACAUUUUUGGAUUAUUCCAAAUCUGUAACUUUUUUUUUUGAAAAAACUCGGGCCGAUUUUUUGAAAAAACUCGGGCCGAUUUUAUUUUGAAAAAACUCGGGCCGAUUUUUCUUGAAAAAACUCGGGCCGAUUUUUUUUUGAAAAACUCGGGCCGAUUUUUUUUUGAAAAACUCGGGCCGAUUUUUUUUUGAAAAAACUCGGGCCGAUUUUUUUUUUGAAAAACUCGGGCCGAUUUUUUUUUUGAAAAACUCGGGCCGAUUUUUUUUUUGAAAAACUCGGGCCGAUUUUUUUACAUUUUUGGAUUAUUCCAAAUCUGUAACUUUUUUUUUUGAAAAACUCGGGCCGAUUUUUUUUUUGAAAAACUCGGGCCGAUUUUUUUUUGAAAAACUCGGGCCGAUUUUUUUUUUUGAAAAACUCGGGCCGAUUUUUUUUUUGAAAAACUCGGGCCGAUUUUUUUUACAUUUUUGGAUUAUUCCAAAUCUGUAACUUUUUUUUUUGAAAAACUCGGGCCGAUUUUAUUUUGAAAAAACUCGGGCCGAUUUUAUUUUGAAAAAAACUCGGGCCGAUUUUUUUUUUGAAAAACUCGGGCCGAUUUUUUUUUUGAAAAACUCGGGCCGAUUUUUUUUACAUUUUUGGAUUAUUCCAAAUCUGUAACUUUUUUUUGAAAAAUCUCGGGCCGAUUUUUCUUGAAAAAACUCGGGCCGAUUUUUUUUUACAUUUUUGGAUUAUUCCAAAUCUGUAACUUUUUUUUUUGAAAAAACUCGGGCCGAUUUUUUUUACAUUUUUGGAUUAUUCCAAAUCUGUAACUUUUUUUUGAAAAAUCUCGGGCCGAUUUUUUUUUGAAAAAACUCGGGCCGAUUUUUUGAAAAAACUCGGGCCGAUUUUAUUUUGAAAAAACUCGGGCCGAUUUUAUUUUGAAAAACUCGGGCCGAUUUUUUUUUUUGAAAAACUCGGGCCGAUUUUUUUUUUGAAAAACUCGGGCCGAUUUUUUUGAAAAACUCGGGCCGAUUUUUUUUUUUGAAAAACUCGGGCCGAUUUUUUUUUUUUUGAAAAACUCGGGCCGAUUUUUUUUACAUUUUUGGAUUAUUCCAAAUCUGUAUAUUUUUUUUGAAAAACUCGGGCCGAUUUUAUUUUGAAAAAAACUCGGGCCGAUUUUUUUUUUGAAAAACUCGGGCCGAUUUUUUUUUUGAAAAACUCGGGCCGAUUUUUUUUUUGAAAAACUCGGGCCGAUUUUUUUUACAUUUUUGGAUUAUUCCAAAUCUGUAACUUUUUUUUUUGAAAAAACUCGGGCCGAUUUUAUUUUGAAAAAAACUCGGGCCGAUUUUUUUUUUUUGAAAAACUCGGGCCGAUUUUUUUUACAUUUUUGGAUUAUUCCAAAUCUGUAACUUUUUUUUUUGAAAAAACUCGGGCCGAUUUUAUUUUGAAAAAAACUCGGGCCGAUUUUUUUUUUGAAAAACUCGGGCCGAUUUUUUUUUUGAAAAACUCGGGCCGAUUUUUUUUUUGAAAAACUCGGGCCGAUUUUUUUUACAUUUUUGGAUUAUUCCAAAUCUGUAACUUUUUUUUUUGAAAAAACUCGGGCCGAUUUUAUUUUGAAAAAACUCGGGCCGAUUUUAUUUUGAAAAAAACUCGGGCCGAUUUUUUUUUUUGAAAAACUCGGGCCGAUUUUUUUGAAAAACUCGGGCCGAUUUUUUUUUGAAAAACUCGGGCCGAUUUUUUUUUGAAAAACUCGGGCCGAUUUUUUUUUUUUGAAAAACUCGGGCCGAUUUUUUUUUUGAAAAACUCGGGCCGAUUUUUUUUUGAAAAACUCGGGCCGAUUUUUUUUACAUUUUUGGAUUAUUCCAAAUCUGUAACUUUUUUUUGAAAAACUCGGGCCGAUUUUUUUUUUGAAAAACUCGGGCCGAUUUUUUUUUUGAAAAACUCGGGCCGAUUUUUUUUUACAUUUUUGGAUUAUUCCAAAUCUGUAACUUUUUUUUUGAAAAAUCUCGGGCCGAUUUUUCUUGAAAAAACUCGGGCCGAUUUUUUUUUACAUUUUUGGAUUAUUCCAAAUCUGUAACUUUUUUUUGAAAAAACUCGGGUCGAUUUUUUUUUUACAUUUUUGGAUUAUUCCAAAUCUGUAACUUUUUUUUUGAAAAAUCUCGGGCCGAUUUUUUUUUGAAAAAACUCGGGCCGAUUUUUUUUGAAAAAACUCGGGCCGAUUUUUCUUGAAAAAACUCGGGCCGAUUUUUUUUUACAUUUUUGGAUUAUUCCAAAUCUGUAACUUUUUUUUGAAAAAUCUCGGGCCGAUUUUUUUUUGAAAAAACUCGGGCCGAUUUUUUUUGAAAAAUCUCGGGCCGAUUUUUUUUUACAUUUUUGGAUUAUUCCAAAUCUGUAACUUUUUUUGAAAAAACUCGGGCCGAUUUUUUUUGAAAAAACUCGGGCCGAUUUUUUUUUACAUUUUUGGAUUAUUCCAAAUCUGUAACUUUUUUUUGAAAAAACUCGGGCCGAUUUUUUUUACAUUUUUGGAUUAUUCCAAAUCUGUAACUUUUUUUGAAAAAUCUCGGGCCGAUUUUUUUUUGAAAAAACUCGGGCCGAUUUUUUUGAAAAAACUCGGGCCGAUUUUAUUUUGAAAAAACUCGGGCCGAUUUUAUUUUGAAAAACUCGGGCCGAUUUUUUUUUUGAAAAACUCGGGCCGAUUUUUUUGAAAAACUCGGGCCGAUUUUUUUUUGAAAAACUCGGGCCGAUUUUUUUUUUUGAAAAACUCGGGCCGAUUUUUUUUUUUGAAAAACUCGGGCCGAUUUUUUUUACAUUUUUGGAUUAUUCCAAAUCUGUAACUUUUUUUUUUGAAAAACUCGGGCCGAUUUUAUUUUGAAAAAACUCGGGCCGAUUUUAUUUUGAAAAAAACUCGGGCCGAUUUUUUUUUUGAAAAACUCGGGCCGAUUUUUUUUUUGAAAAACUCGGGCCGAUUUUUUUUUUUUGAAAAACUCGGGCCGAUUUUUUUACAUUUUUGGAUUAUUCCAAAUCUGUAACUUUUUUUUUUGAAAAAACUCGGGCCGAUUUUUUUUUGAAAAACUCGGGCCGAUUUUUUUUUGAAAAACUCGGGCCGAUUUUUUUUUUUGAAAAACUCGGGCCGAUUUUUUUUUUGAAAAACUCGGGCCGAUUUUUUUUACAUUUUUGGAUUAUUCCAAAUCUGUAAUUUUUUUUUUUUGAAAAACUCGGGCAGAUUUUUUUUUUGAAAAACUCGGGCCGAUUUUUUUUUUGAAAAACUCGGGCCGAUUUUUUUUUGAAAAACUCGGGCCGAUUUUUUUUACAUUUUUGGAUUAUUCCAAAUCUGUAACUUUUUUUUGAAAAACUCGGGCCGAUUUUUUUUUUGAAAAACUCGGGCCGAUUUUUUUUUGAAAAACUCGGGCCGAUUUUUUUUUUUUUUGAAAAACUCGGGCCGAUUUUUUUUUUGAAAAACUCGGGCCGAUUUUUUUUACAUUUUUGGAUUAUUCCAAAUCUGUAACUUUUUUUUUUGAAAAACUCGGGCCGAUUUUUUUUUCGAAAAACUCGGGCCGAUUUUUUUUUUGAAAAACUCGGGCCGAUUUUUUUUACAUUUUUGGAUUAUUCCAAAUCUGUAACUUUUUUUUUUGAAAAACUCGGGCCGAUUUUUUUUUUGAAAAACUCGGGCCGAUUUUUUUUACAUUUUUGGAUUAUUCCAAAUCUGUAACUUUUUUUUUUGAAAAACUCGGGCCGAUUUUUUUUUUUUGAAAAACUCGGGCCGAUUUUUUUUUUAACAUUUUUGGAUUAUUCCAAAUCUGUAACUUUUUUUUUUGAAAAAACUCGGGCCGAUUUUUUUUUUGAAAAACUCGGGCCGAUUUUUUUACAUUUUUGGAUUAUUCCAAAUCUGUAACUUUUUUUUUUUGAAAAACUCGGGCCGAUUUUUUUUUUUGAAAAACUCGGGCCGAUUUUUUUUUGAAAAACUCGGGCCGAUUUUUUUUUUUUGAAAAACUCGGGCCGAUUUUUUUUUUUUGAAAAACUCGGGCCGAUUUUUUUUACAUUUUUGGAUUAUUCCAAAUCUGUAACUUUUUUUUGAAAAACUCGGGCCGAUUUUAUUUUGAAAAAACUCGGGCCGAUUUUAUUUUGAAAAAAACUCGGGCCGAUUUUUUUUUGAAAAACUCGGGCCGAUUUUUUUUUUGAAAAACUCGGGCCGAUUUUUUUACAUUUUUGGAUUAUUCCAAAUCUGUAACUUUUUUUUUUGAAAAAACUCGGGCCGAUUUUUUUUUUGAAAAACUCGGGCCGAUUUUUUUUUUGAAAAACUCGGGCCGAUUUUUUUUUUGAAAAACUCGGGCCGAUUUUUUUUUUUUGAAAAACUCGGGCCGAUUUUUUUUUUUGAAAAACUCGGGCCGAUUUUUUUGAAAAACUCGGGCCGAUUUUUUUUUUGAAAAACUCGGGCCGAUUUUUUUUUUGAAAAACUCGGGCCGAUUUUUUUUUUGAAAAACUCGGGCCGAUUUUUUUUUACAUUUUUGGAUUAUUCCAAAUCUGUAACUUUUUUUUUUGAAAAAACUCGGGCCGAUUUUUUUUUUGAAAAACUCGGGCCGAUUUUUUUUUUGAAAAACUCGGGCCGAUUUUUUUUUUGAAAAACUCGGGCCGAUUUUUUUUUUGAAAAACUCGGGCCGAUUUUUUUUUGAAAAACUCGGGCCGAUUUUUUUUUUGAAAAACUCGGGCCGAUUUUUUUUUUGAAAAACUCGGGCCGAUUUUUUUUUUGAAAAACUCGGGCCGAUUUUUUUUUUGAAAACUCGGGCCGAUUUUUUUUUUGAAAAACUCGGGCCGAUUUUUUUUUUUUGAAAAACUCGGGCCGAUUUUUUUUUUGAAAACUCGGGCCGAUUUUUUUUUUGAAAAACUCGGGCCGAUUUUUUUUUUGAAAAACUCGGGCCGAUUUUUUUUUUUGAAAAACUCGGGCCGAUUUUUUUUUUGAAAAACUCGGGCCGAUUUUUUUUACAUUUUUGGAUUAUUCCAAAUCUGUAACUUUUUUUUUUGAAAAAACUCGGGCCGAUUUUUUUUUUUUUGAAAAACUCGGGCCGAUUUUUUUUUUGAAAAACUCGGGCCGAUUUUUUUUUUGAAAAACUCGGGCCGAUUUUUUUUUUGAAAAACUCGGGCCGAUUUUUUUUUUGAAAAACUCGGGCCGAUUUUUUUUUUUGAAAAACUCGGGCCGAUUUUUUUUACAUUUUUGGAUUAUUCCAAAUCUGUAACUUUUUUUUUUGAAAAAACUCGGGCCGAUUUUUUUUUUGAAAAACUCGGGCCGAUUUUUUUUGAAAAACUCGGGCCGAUUUUUUUUUUGAAAAACUCGGGCCGAUUUUUUUGAAAAACUCGGGCCGAUUUUUUUUUUGAAAAACUCGGGCCGAUUUUUUUUUUGAAAAACUCGGGCCGAUUUUUUUUUUGAAAAACUCGGGCCGAUUUUUUUACAUUUUUGGAUUAUUCCAAAUCUGUAACUUUUUUUUUUGAAAAAACUCGGGCCGAUUUUUUUUUUGAAAAACUCGGGCCGAUUUUUUUGAAAAACUCGGGCCGAUUUUUUUUUUGAAAAACUCGGGCCGAUUUUUUUUUUUGAAAAACUCGGGCCGAUUUUUUUUUUGAAAAACUCGGGCCGAUUUUUUUUUUGAAAAACUCGGGCCGAUUUUUUUUUUGAAAAACUCGGGCCGAUUUUUUUUUUGAAAAACUCGGGCCGAUUUUUUUUUUGAAAAACUCGGGCCGAUUUUUUUUUUGAAAAACUCGGGCCGAUUUUUUUUUUUGAAAAACUCGGGCCGAUUUUUUUUUUGAAAAACUCGGGCCGAUUUUUUUUUUGAAAAACUCGGGCCGAUUUUUUUUUUGAAAAACUCGGGCCGAUUUUUUUUUGAAAAACUCGGGCCGAUUUUUUUUUUGAAAAACUCGGGCCGAUUUUUUUUACAUUUUUGGAUUAUUCCAAAUCUGUAACUUUUUUUUUUGAAAAAACUCGGGCCGAUUUUUUUUUUUUGAAAAACUCGGGCCGAUUUUUUUUUGAAAAACUCGGGCCGAUUUUUUUUUUGAAAAACUCGGGCCGAUUUUUUUUUUGAAAAACUCGGGCCGAUUUUUUUUUUGAAAAACUCGGGCCGAUUUUUUUUUUUUGAAAAACUCGGGCCGAUUUUUUUUACAUUUUUGGAUUAUUCCAAAUCUGUAACUUUUUUUGAAAAAACUCGGGCCGAUUUUUUUUUUUGAAAAACUCGGGCCGAUUUUUUUUUGAAAAACUCGGGCCGAUUUUUUUUUUGAAAAACUCGGGCCGAUUUUUUGAAAAACUCGGGCCGAUUUUUUUUUUGAAAAACUCGGGCCGAUUUUUUUAUUUGAAAAACUCGGGCCGAUUUUUUUUUUGAAAAACUCGGGCCGAUUUUUUUUUUGAAAAACUCGGGCCGAUUUUUUUUACAUUUUUGGAUUAUUCCAAAUCUGUAACUUUUUUUUUUGAAAAAACUCGGGCCGAUUUUUUUUUUGAAAAACUCGGGCCGAUUUUUUUUUGAAAAACUCGGGCCGAUUUUUUUUUUGAAAAACUCGGGCCGAUUUUUUUAUUUGAAAAACUCGGGCCGAUUUUUUUAGAAAAACUCGGGCCGAUUUUUUUUUUGAAAAACUCGGGCCGAUUUUUUUUUGAAAAACUCGGGCCGAUUUUUUUUUUAAAAACUCGGGCCGAUUUUUUUAUUUGAAAAACUCGGGCCGAUUUUUUUUUUGAAAAACUCGGGCCGAUUUUUUUUACAUUUUUGGAUUAUUCCAAAUCUGUAACUUUUUUUUGAAAAAACUCGGGCCGAUUUUUUUUUUGAAAAACUCGGGCCGAUUUUUUUUUGAAAAACUCGGGCCGAUUUUUUUUUUGAAAAACUCGGGCCGAUUUUUUUAUUUGAAAAACUCGGGCCGAUUUUUUUUUUAGAAAAAACUCGGGCCGAUUUUUUUUUUGAAAAACUCGGGCCGUUUUUUUUUUUGAAAAACUCGGGCCGAUUUUUUUUUUGAAAAACUCGGGCCGAUUUUUUUUUACAUUUUUGGAUUAUUCCAAAUCUGUAACUUUUUUUUUUGAAAAAACUCGGGCCGAUUUUUUUUACAUUUUUGGAUUAUUCCAAAUCUGUAACUUUUUUUGAAAAAACUCGGGCCGAUUUUUUUUUUUUGAAAAACUCGGGCCGAUUUUUUUUUUGAAAAGCUCGGGCCGAUUUUUUUACAUUUUUGGAUUAUUCCAAAUCUGUAACUUUUUUUAAAAAAAUCUCGGGCUGAUUUUUUUUUUGAAAAACUCGGGCCGAUUUUUUUUACAUUUUUGGAUUAUUCCAAAUCUGUAACUUUUUUUUGAAAAAACUCGGGCCGAUUUUUCUUGAAAAAACUCGGGCCGAUUUUUUUUUUGAAAAACUCGGGCCGAUUUUUUUUACAUUUUUGGAUUAUUCCAAAUCUGUAACUUUUUUUUAAAAAAAUCUCGGGCCGAUUUUUUUUUUUUUUGAAAAACUCGGGCCGAUUUUUUUUUACAUUUUUGGAUUAUUCCAAAUCUGUAACUUUUUUUUGAAAAAACUCGGGCCGAUUUUUUUUUUUGAAAAACUCGGGCCGAUUUUUUUUUUACAUUUUUGGAUUAUUCCAAAUCUGUAACUUUUUUUUUUGAAAAAACUCGGGCCGAUUUUUUUUUUUUUGAAAAACUCGGGCCGAUUUUUCUUGAAAAAACUCGGGCCGAUUUUUUUUUUGAAAAACUCGGGCCGAUUUUUUUUUUUGAAAAGCUCGCGCCGAUUUUUUUACAUUUUUGGAUUAUUCCAAAUCUGUAACUUUUUUUUAAAAAAAUCUCGGGCUGAUUUUUUUUUUUGAAAAACUCGGGCCGAUUUUUUUUACAUUUUUGGAUUAUUCCAAAUCUGUAACUUUUUUUUUUGAAAAAACUCGGGCCGAUUUUUUUUUUUUUUUGAAAAACUCGGGCCGAUUUUUCUUGAAAAACUCGGGCCGAUUUUUUUUUUUGAAAAACUCGGGCCGAUUUUUUUUUGAAAAGCUCGCGCCGAUUUUUUUACAUUUUUGGAUUAUUCCAAAUCUGUAACUUUUUUUUAAAAAAAUCUCGGGCUGAUUUUUUUUUUUGAAAAACUCGGGCCGAUUUUUUUUACAUUUUUGGAUUAUUCCAAAUCUGUAACUUUUUUUUUGAAAAAACUCGGGCCGAUUUUUCUUGAAAAAACUCGGGCCGAUUUUUUUUUUGAAAAACUCGGGCCGAUUUUUUUUACAUUUUUGGAUUAUUCCAAAUCUGUAACUUUUUUUUUUAAAAAUCUCGGGCCGAUUUUUUUUUUUUUUUGAAAAACUCGGGCCGAUUUUUUUUACAUUUUUGGAUUAUUCCAAAUCUGUAACUUUUUUUUUUGAAAAAACUCGGGCCGAUUUUUUUUUUUUGAAAAACUCGGGCCGAUUUUUUUUUUACAUUUUUGGAUCUAUAAUUAUCGAGCCAAAUUUCAAGAUUUUAGGCUUAACUCGAUUGUUAUUCAUUUAGUGAGCAUUUAUUGAGUAUUGUCUAAUGAAAAUUAUAUUUUUUUGAUCAACUUUUUUUUUGGUCGAAAAUUUGUAAAUCUGGAAGAGCUUCCAGUUUUACAAAUCCAUGAUUAUCGAGCCAAAUUUCAAGAUUUUAGGCUUAAAAUGAUUGAAAUUCAUUUGUUGAGCUAUUAUUUUUAGGAAUUUGAUACGAAUUUUCAUUCAGGAAAUCUUUAUAAAAUGAAUAUUUUAUAAAUGAUUUUUAUUCUAAUUAAUUUUGAAACAGUCGAUUUUUUUUGAUUUUUGAAUUUAUUUUUUGAUUGUAUGAGGUAACGUAUCAGUUCAGAAAAGCCAUAUAAAAUGUAUCAAAUAAUGUUUUUUAUUAUUUUUUUCGACUUGAAUCACCCCAUAAACGAAAAACUACGACACUUCACGUUUACAGAAAUCAAUUCGGCCGCCCGUUGGCACAAAAUCAAUUGAUGCAAUUGAAAAUGGCUGAUAUGUUGACUGAAAUUUCAUUGGGACUUCAAGGUUGUUUGAGAGUCAGCAGGUUGAAAGUGAGUGCAAAAAAUUCACUGUUUCAAAAAUCGCACUUCUCAAAAUGUUUUUCUUUUGAGAUUGUAGCCUUGCGCACUUUCAGAAACUAUACAAAUGUUUCUGAAAGACGCUGGGCUACCCAAAAAGAAGGAAAAAAAUGUUUAAAAAUGUUUUUUAACAUUGAAAGAUCAAAUGAGACGGACUAGAUUUUAAAAAAAAACCACCAAUUUUCAAGUUUUUUCCAAGAAAAAAAUAAUUUCUCCGAAUCCGCGAUAAUUUUAUGUGAUGAUUCAAUUCGAAAAACAAAUAAAAACAUUUUUUUUUUUGACAAAAAAUUUCUAUUCAAAAAAUUUUUUUUAUUAUUUUUUUUCGACUUUUUUUCGAUCUCCCCAUAAAAUUUUCGAGGAUUUGGAGAAAUUAUUUCUCAAAAAUUUUCUUGAAAAUAUUUUUUCUACAAUUUUUAAAUGUUUUGAAAACGAACUCGAAACUUGGUUUUUUUUCAAAAUCUACUGAAAAUUCUGAAUUUUUAGCUGAAAAUUGGGUAUUUUUGGGUUGAAUAUGAAAUUUUCAAAUUUAUUUUCUGAAUUUUAGUCUUAUGAUCCACGAAAAGUCAAAAAAUGUCGAAAAAACGGUAAAAAUCAGUUUUUCGAGUUUUUCAGCCAAAAAUGAUGACAAAUCUAGAUUUUCGAAGCUUCUGGAGUAAUUUCUGAUGAAAAUUGACCUUCAGAAGUUUUUGCUGAUUUUUCGUAAAAUAAAAAUUUCAAAUUUUGAAAAUAUUUAUAAAAUGAGGUGAAAUAGGGUUCUCGAAGCUUAUUCUACCUCAUUUUAUUAAUUUUUUCGAAAUUUUUUAUUUUACUCAAAAUCAGCAAAAACUUCUGAAGGUCAAUUUUCCUCAGAAAUCACUGCAGAAGCUUCAAAAAUCUCGAUUUGUCAUCAUUUUUGGCUGAAAAACUUGAAAAACUAAUUUUGACCUACUUUUGACAUUUCGUGAAUUGAUCUUUCGAUAUUAAAAAAAAAUUUUAAAAUUGUUUUUUUCGCUCGUAAAUCAGCCCCAAAACCCUUCCAGGACGAGGGCAAAGUCGAAGCCGAGCAAAUCUCGAUUGUCAAACGAAAUUCGUGCGGAAAAUCGUUGGAAAUCGCGCGAAAAGCUCGUGAUAUGCUUGGCGGCAAUGGAAUUGUGGAUGAAUAUCAUAUCAUGAGACAUAUGAUCAAUUUGGAAACUGUCAACACUUAUGAAGGAACUCACGAUGUGCAUGCGUUGAUUUUGGGACGAGCUAUUACAGGGUUGAAUGGGUUUUUCUAA
Caenorhabditis angaria is the source of this 15646-nucleotide messenger RNA. NCBI's taxonomy places the organism in Eukaryota, Metazoa, Nematoda, Chromadorea, Rhabditida, Rhabditidae. The record is from the annotation of a GenBank genome assembly.